This is a messenger RNA of Poecilia latipinna (sailfin molly), 2503 nucleotides long. It is a transcript of the gene uvrag, whose product is annotated as UV radiation resistance associated gene. NCBI's taxonomy places the organism in Eukaryota, Metazoa, Chordata, Actinopteri, Cyprinodontiformes, Poeciliidae. Gene Ontology annotation, cellular component: endosome; lytic vacuole. Gene Ontology annotation, molecular function: SNARE binding. The transcript has 15 exons. The record is from RefSeq and is a predicted model, not a curated record. The coding region runs from base 234 to 2435 and encodes 733 amino acids. Gene Ontology annotation, biological process: SNARE complex assembly.
GACGUACUUCCAUUUCAAAGAUGGACUUCCGAAAGCAAAUGUAGCAGAAUAGCCCGUACUUUGUUUACGUCCCGCUGCUGGACUGACAGCUGUCGGAAAGCUUUACGCACAUGAACAUUCGUAACUGCGUGUCUGUCGUGGUUGCCCGCAACUUGGUGAACUUUUGUUUUGAAAUGCUAAGGAUGGAGCGUUUUGUUGAAUGAGAAGGAGAGUCGCUAGAUGCCGACAGGAGGAUGAACUCCAUCACCGGUCGGGCUCUUGCUAUCCCCGCCGCCUCUGUCACCAACUCUGGAGCUUCAUCCUCUCGAGCCCUGCAUGUGGAGCUCACAUCCCAGCAGAGACGGUUGCGUCAUCUCCGGAGCAUCGCUGCCAGGAACAUAGUCAACAGGAAUGGUUCUCCACUGCUGGACACUUACUUCACCCUCCACCUCUGCGUAGGAGACCGCAUUUCUAGAGAUUUUUACAAGAGUGAAGUCAUUCGAGACUCACUGAACCCGACCUGGCGAAGCUUGGACUUUGGUAUGCUCCCGGACCUCCUGGAUACUUCAGUGUCUUGCUUUGUGGUUCGGAUUUGGGGAGGGCAGCAGGAGCAGUACCAGCUCCUCAUUGAGUGGAAGGUCAACUUGGACGGCCUGAGAUACACAGGGCAACAGAUUCGAUCCAGAUACCCAAAUGAGAUCAUAUUUGGGCUGAAUGAUGGCUACUAUGCAGCUGACUUUGAUCACAAGGAUUCGUCGGAGCGGAAGAAUUACAGUCUGCUUCAGGUCGACCAGAGUUCAGUCAGGAACUCCUACAGCUUUUUUUCUUUGCUCAGGCUUCACACAGCACAGAGAGCCAUCAAGCAGACCCAAGUGACAGUUCAGAGGUCCGGCAAGGAGAUUGAGGAAAAACUAAGAACAACUGCGGCUUGCACUGAGCGGAAGAAGGAGCGGGAGUGCAUGCAGCUGCGCAUAGCUGUGCUCUGCAGCGAGCUGCAGCGGCAGAAGAAGGCGCUUGGCAGGGAAAUAGACGUUCGGCAGAAGGAGAGCGCACAUCUACAGAAGAAAGAGGAAGCGUUUUCUUCUCAGCACGAAAGUCUGAAGGAGGAGAAAGAAUCCCUAACAAAGUUGCAGAAGGAAUGUACGGCCAAGAGAGAGCAGUUCCUCAAAACCAACGCUCAGCUCACCUUCCGCUGUCGUCAGCUCCUCUCUGAGCUCUCCUACAUCUACCCCAUCGAUGUGGUCAAUCAGUCGGAUUAUGUCAUCUGUGGAGUGAAGCUGCCAAACUCGGACGACUUUCAAGCAAAGGACGAUGGGAGCGUGGCGGUCGCCCUGGGUUACACGGCACACCUGGUCCUGAUGAUCUCCUGCUUCCUCCAGCUCCCUCUCCGGUACCCGGUGAUCCACAAGGGUUCCCGCUCCUCCAUCAAGGACACCAUCACUGACAGACUCUCCGAGAAGGAGAGAGAAUUCCCGUUGUAUCCUAGAGGAGAGCGCUUUCAUUUUGAAUAUGGCGUCUACUUGCUAAACAAGAACAUCGCCCAGCUGAGAUAUCAGCAUGGUUUGACCACCCCGGACCUGCAGCAGACGCUUCCCAACCUGAAGAACUUUCUGGAGCACGGCCUGAUGGUGCGAUGCGACCGACAUCACGUCUCCAGCUCGAUUCCAGUGCCCUCCAAGUCGCAGCUGGGCGUGUCCGCCGCCUCAGAAACGGGCUACCCUCACCACAACAGUUCUCCGGACCAAGGCCCGAGGAAGAGGGCGAGCUCGGAGGCCGAGGCGCAGCUCAAGUACAAGCCAACGCCUUCCCCAAACAACAAGGCAGCCGCAGGGGAAGAGCGGCCUCCAGCUAACCUGACACCACCUUCACCGGCACCAAAGCAUGUGUCCUCGUCGCUUGACGCCAGCACGGCCAACAAGGCGGAGGAGGAAGAGGAGGAGGAGGAGGAGGAGGAGGAGGGGGAGCAGCAGGCUGGGCCCAGAGAGGUAGAGGAGAAAAAUAAAACCGCUGGCGUAGGGUGGGAAGCAGAUAAACAAAAAGAAUCUGAGGAACGGCCGGCCAGUAGCGCAGGGGCAUCCAGUUCCUCCGCAGUGCAGGAAGCUGGAGAGGAAAUUGUUUCCAGUAACCAUACAGGCGCAAUGAACGGCUCCCUGGCAACAGGUCAGGCGCUGUUAGGCCUCGUCCCGGAGUUGCACUGCUCCGUGGAGCAAGCUGAGGAGAUCAUGGGCACAGAGGCCACGGGGCUGGGCUUAGGGGUGGGGCUGGGUUUAACAGAUGAGGCCCGGCUGGACGACUACCACUGCAUUCCUGUGGACCACGCGGUAGCCGUGGAGUGCGACGAACAGGUGCUGGGCGAGCUGGACGUGGCAGGCUUCGAGGAGUUCAACAGGCGCAUCUAUGCACUAAACGAGAACAUGUCCAGCUUCCGCCGGCCGCGCAAGAACUCUGACAAAUGAGAUUUGGGAGGGGAGGAGAAGGGCAGAAGGCCACAGGGAGUCUUGGUAAAACUUGCACAUCGUCUGAA